AGGGAUGAAGCCAGCAGAGAUCAGAUUCUCUCUACAGAGACCUCUACAACACAGAGAUCCAGACAUGGCACCUACAACCACUGCAGCAAUGACCAACUCUCAGGAACAUCUCACUCUGACACACAAGCUCAGAAAGCCUCUGGUGGAGAAGUUACGCAGAGAGCGAAUCAACAGCAGCAUUGAGCAGCUCAAGUCUCUCCUGGGUCCAGAGUUCCUCAAACAGCAGCCAGACUCCAAGCUGGAGAAAGCAGACAUCCUGGAGAUGACAGUUUACUUCUUGAGACGACUGCAGCAGCAGCAUCAAGCUGUGGACUCUGUUGAUCAGGGCUACUCCAGGUGUGUCCAACAGGUGGUGCACUUCUUGUCCAAGGAGGAGGUGAAGACUCAGUCCCAGAGAAGACUGAUGGACCACUUCAACAAGCUGCAGUCUUCCUCUGAGAAGAAGAAGCUGAGAGAGGCUGACUUCUCUCCUCUGAGCUCCACAGUCCAGACCAGCAUCACCAAAGACAAGAGUCCAGUCAACAGCUCCCUCUGGAGGCCGUGGUAGACACCUACAGCCUGGAGUUACAACCAGUCCAAAUGUAAAUGACCACAUUGGUCAAAUAUUACUGGACUGAAGUCUCUGAAAUAUUAUGGACUUGUUCUUCUGUUUGUACAGAAGGUUUAUAUUAGUGUUUCUUUGUGAAAUGUGACAUUUCCUGAGGAAAUGACUCAAACAAUAUCUUUCAGUUUAAGAAAGAAAACAUCUUGUCAUAGAACAGACGAGAUAAAAAGACCAUGUUGGUCAAAGAUUACAGGAACUGAAUCUAUGAAAUUUACAGAAUGGUUCUUCUAUAUGAACAGAAGGUUGAAUGAUAGAAAAAGAAAUAUUUCCGAUGGAAACAAUGAAACAAGAUAACAUUAUCUUUCAUAUUAAGAAAGAACCUUUGUCAUUUAUUCAGUUUAAAUGAAAGUAAAGCUAAUGAUCAUUUGCUAUGAUUGUGUUCCAUCAUCACUUUGCGGUGAUACAUGAUGAAAUGAAGUUUAUUACUUCCUGAGUUUUAUUGUUUCGAUAAAAAAACAUUUAAUUGUCCUUUUUCUGGACAUUCUUUAAAGUGACUUCAUUUUAAUCUCUUUGAUUACUCAGCACUGAUCUGUUUUAAGAUCUACAUGUAUUUGUUUCCUUUUCUUUAAAGGAUAUGUAACAACAUGAAACUGUGUGGAUUAUAAAGACUGUGAACUUUUCUUUUCACAAAAUGUAUUGACUUCACUUGGUUUUAACCUGCUCACAUCACUUUGUGAUGAUUUUAACAUGAUCUGUUGUAAGGUCAGUUUUCUCUCUGUCUUUGUUAUAAAGUGCAGUUUGUGUUUGUUUUGAAAUAUGUUUCAUGUCAAACUGAAUGAUGAUUCUUCUCAUGACGUUUGAGUCUUUUGUAAAGACGACUGUUCCUCCACUCAUUUUGAGUACAGAGUCUUGGAGAUGUUACCAAGUUAUUGUUGUGAUGUAUCAUCACGUCUAUCUGACUCCAGUUGGAGUUUUCAUGAACUAACACUGAGUUCAUGUCAAUAAUAAAAUCACUGAAAUAUAA
Molecule: messenger RNA, 1568 nt
Organism: Mugil cephalus (flathead mullet)
Lineage: Eukaryota; Metazoa; Chordata; Actinopteri; Mugiliformes; Mugilidae
Product: transcription factor HES-5-like
Exons: 2
Coding region: 5-547 (180 amino acids)
Biological process (GO): anterior/posterior pattern specification; regulation of neurogenesis; regulation of transcription by RNA polymerase II
Cellular component (GO): nucleus
Molecular function (GO): protein dimerization activity; RNA polymerase II cis-regulatory region sequence-specific DNA binding; DNA-binding transcription factor activity, RNA polymerase II-specific
Source: RefSeq, a predicted model, not a curated record